Neurospora tetraspora is the source of this 1615-nucleotide messenger RNA. RefSeq names its product S-adenosyl-L-methionine-dependent methyltransferase. The record is from RefSeq and is a predicted model, not a curated record. Gene Ontology annotation, molecular function: methyltransferase activity. The coding region runs from base 415 to 1512 and encodes 365 amino acids. Lineage: Eukaryota; Fungi; Ascomycota; Sordariomycetes; Sordariales; Sordariaceae. The transcript has 6 exons.
AUGACAGGUCGCAGGAACUAUUGUUGUCCAGCCUGUGUACGUCAGGAUUUCAGCCAAUGGUAAUUCAUGCAAUCCAAACCCACUGUUUUUGUACCUCAAGCUACUUCGAGAGACUAACAUCAAGACCAUGCUGUAACUGCUUGAUUUGAGGCAAUCACCGUUAGCCAGAAAGAUACCGACGCGACGAAUCCCAAGGGGAAGCUCAAUGGCCGACAACCCAAAGGAAGGGAUCGAUGUUGCCUUCCAAGCUUGGCCGCUCCUAAAAAAGAAAUAUAGGAGGGCAGGAGGGGUAAUUGGUGUCGAAAUAUCAUAUAUACUGGACCGCUGCCACUUGAAAGCAAAAAGUACCGAACCCGACCAACUUCCUCCGUUACCUACACCAUCUGAGUUCGAAAGCCAACGCAUUUUCCCGUCAUGCGUUCUCCCGCAGAGAAGGCACAGUCACCUGUACCUGAGGCGAAGUCGCCCACACCCGGUGCUGCAUCGCCGGCGCCGGCCCAAUCUGACGAGCCGACCGACCUGUUGUCUGGCGCGCAUUGGGGCGAGCUGGAGAUACCUGACGACAACGACUCCACUCUAGGUAGUGAUGUUGAGAGCUCAUCGGCCUCGAUCUCUUCUAGUAUCUUGCAAUACCGUACGAUCAGUGGCAGGACAUAUCAUAGCGACUCUGUGACUGAUUCAGAGUAUUGGGGUCCAAAUGACGAGAAAGCGAAUGACGUCUUGGAUAUCUUCCACCACGUCAUGACGCUAUUGUUAGAUGAGAAAUUAUAUACAGCCCCGCUCUCCAAGAACAUCGAGAAUGCCCUGGAUGUCGGCACCGGCACCGGGCUUUGGGCAAUUGAUUUCGCAGAUGAAUUUCCCAACUGUCGUGUAAUCGGUACCGAUAUCUCGCCCAUUCAGCCGAGCUGGGUACCCCCUAACCUCAGCUUCAAUAUCGACGAUGCGACUAGGGAAUGGACAUAUCAGCCUGAUUUCUUUGACUACAUCCAUAUUCGGUGGCUCUUCGGUACAGUUAAGGACUGGGCGUCCUUGUACAAGGAAGCGUACAGGUGCACCAAGCCGGGUGGUUGGAUCGAGCAUAUCGAAUGCGACGUCAACGUGGUAUGCCUCGACGGCACCAUGCCCGAGGAAUCCGCUGUGAAUCAAUGGGGAAAGAUUUGGACCGAAGUUCAAAGGAAGACUGGAAGUGUAUUCAACAUGGUCAAAUCCGGCAUUAUGGAGAAUGGAAUCAAGGAAGCGGGCUUUACCAACGUCCAAAUCGAGGAUUACCUGGCUCCGACCGGUCCUUGGCCUACAGACGAAAAGGAGAAGCAGAUCGGCCUCUUCAACUACGUCUUUUUAACGCAAGACAUUGAGGGCUUCAUCACCUACUUCCUCAGCCAGGUGAUGGGGUGGACUGACAAGGAGAUGGCAAACUACGCCACUUCUAUUCGGCGGGAGUACAAGGAGGGCAAGAUCCAUAGCUAUAUCAAGUGGCGCGUAGUUCGUGCCCAGAAGCCGUUGGACGCCUGAAGUGGAUGGUAGAUAACGGUAGUAGGGCGGGUGCGCGUUGGUGAAAUGUGCAGGGCACAUGGCGGAUCGGGCAUACGCAGUACAUGUAUCUCUUCCUUGCGUG